AUGGGACAGAUUUUAGCACUUUUUCGAGGUGGUGCAACAGGUGAACAAAUUACGAUUGAUUUUGAAAAUGUUAGCCCAUCAGAAGCUGAGCUAAAAAUAUGGAAUGACAUUGAUAUUAUGUUGAGAAGAAAAGAUGAUGUUUUAAAUAAAGUCACAAAUUAUCAUGGCCAAGAUGACUUAAUUCGAAAAGCCAUUUCUGCAAGAACAGGGUCUGAUAAUUUAAGUGGUAUGAGUCAACCAGAAGAAGAGGCAUGGAAAGUAAUUUCUUCUCAAGCUGAUAUUAUUAAUGAGUUCUAUCAAUUUGCUGUUUUGUUAGAAACAGAAUUUCCAAAGUUAGUUACUGAAUUAUCUCGUGACGACGCUAAAGCUACGUUAACAGAUAAACAGGCAUUAUGCAAACAACUUGGUGUCAUUCUUGAUUUUGUAUUAGCUUUUGAUAAUAAAAAAGUUACUAAUCCUGGUAUUCAAAAUGACUUUAGUUAUUAUAGAAGAAGUUUUCCAAGAAUGAAACAAUUUAAAAGAGAAGAUGAAUUAAAAAUUCCUGAUGAAGUGGCAAAUAGAAUUUCUAUGUUUAUUGCUAAUCCAUCACCUAUGAUGGCACAUUUAGUGACAAUUAUUAAAGGUGUUCAAAAUGGAGCUAUUAAUCCAUCUUUUAGUGAAAUUUUAAUAUUAUUUGCAAAUGUAUGUAAUGAUAUGGUUCAAAAAGGAAUCUUUGAAAAUAAUGAAACUAAUCUAUUCUGUCUAAGAGUUAUGACUGGUUGUAUCAUCUUAAAUGAUAAUAUCUCCGAAUUAGGUUCUUUCCAUAAAAAAUCACCUAUUAAAGUUAAAGAUUGCAUUAUGCAAUUGAAAAAUUUUGCUGAUAAUGUUGAUUACACAGAAGCAAUUAAUUCUUUACUUGAUACAAUAAGAUAUACUUGUUUACAUGUUGGAGAUCCAGAUACCCCUGGUUACAUUAAGGCAUUGUUAAUUUAA
Molecule: messenger RNA, 972 nt
Organism: Entamoeba histolytica HM-1:IMSS
Lineage: Eukaryota; Evosea; Mastigamoebida; Endamoebidae
Exons: 4
Coding region: 1-972 (323 amino acids)
Biological process (GO): regulation of actin filament polymerization
Molecular function (GO): small GTPase binding
Source: RefSeq, a predicted model, not a curated record